This is a messenger RNA of Chionomys nivalis (European snow vole), 375 nucleotides long. Its product is annotated as zinc finger protein 431-like. The record is from RefSeq and is a predicted model, not a curated record. The coding region runs from base 1 to 375 and encodes 124 amino acids. Lineage: Eukaryota; Metazoa; Chordata; Mammalia; Rodentia; Cricetidae. Gene Ontology annotation, biological process: regulation of DNA-templated transcription. The transcript is spliced from 5 exons.
AUGCCUGAGAACUUUGGCAAAAUGGAGAAGCACAACAUGGUGAGUGAGGAAAUUCUGUCUCCUGAUGGGGAGGAGCAGAGGGCAGUGACAUAUGAUGAUGUGCACAUCAACUUCACUAAGGAAGAGUGGGACUUACUGAAUCCUUCCCAGAAGAAUCUCUACAAAGAUGUGAUGCUGGAGACCUACAGGACCCUAACUACUAUAGGAUACAUUUGGGAAGACCUUAACACCGAAGAGCAUUGUCAAUGUUCUAGAAGACAUGCAAGGCAUAAAAGAACACAUACCGGAAAGAAACCCUAUGAAUGUAAUCAAUGUGGAGAGCACUCGGCCAUUGUUGGUGGAAGUGCAGGCAUGUGCAGCCACUUUGGAAAUUAG